AACAAUUAGAAGCAAUUAGUUAAUUAGAAGAGGAAAAUGAAAAGCUCAUCACUUUCAUCCAAGUGCUCAAACUAAUAAGAUGAACAAGAAUAAGAAACAACCAAAUCAUUUGAAGGCCCAAGGAAAAAGCGAACAGAUGAAAAUUUGAUUAGCCAAUUACUACAAUUAACUACCAACAAUCAAAGUCGAACGUGUUUUAAUCUAAUUGUGUUAGAACUUCAAGUGAAAAUUAAAAAGAAUCAACAAUUAAAAAGUCUAUUUGAAAUUCAUCAUUUCAAUUCAUCGCCAUCAUGAUUGCAAGUUAUUCUCAAGCUAUUCCUUUACCUGUUCACAUCAAACAUGAGAACUAAUUGAAUUCUCUUCGAUUAUUUUUCUUUUUCUUUUUUCUCUUUCUCAUCUUUCAUUCUUUUUUCCUCCUUCUAAUAUAUUGUGAUAUUCUUCCUAUCAUAUUCACCUGAUCUUCUCUCUCCUAAUCUUCAAUCAUUUUUUUGGUUCUUUUUCCUUUCUGUCUACUCCUUUGAUAAAUAUUCAAUAUUUUCUACCUGAUUCAGCUUCUCCAUCAUCAUCAUUGCCUAUCUUCUUAUUAUUCUCUGACUGCCUGAGAUUAUAUGAGCUUUUUUUCCCUCUGUUUAUGGAAAUUGCAACAAAUCAGCCAAUAAGGAAUCAAGAAUCGAAAAAGGAAUCAUUGAUUUCUCAAUUCAAGCCUAAAAGUGCCGAGAUAAUCUCCUCCUCCCCCUGAUUGGACAUUCAUUUUUUUUUGCUGCUUCUCUCUCUCACUCAAUCACUAUCUCUCUGUGAAUUUCUAUUGUAUUUCUGAUCAACAUUAAUCAAUUUGCGCCAAUCUAUUUUGGUUUACAUUGUUUCCUUUCACCCAUCAAUCUACAAAUUGGAAGGCUUUUUCUACCACAUAGCAACAGCAACAACAACACUUUCCAUCGUCCUAACAAUUUAAACAACAAGAAGCAACUACAAGAAGUGAGAUAAUCUUUCUAAAAACCCAACAUUCGAUUACAAUUGUGGCUGAUAGUCAAUCUUUAACUGUGAUUUACUUGCACUAUUUAAAAGUGUCAUUAAAUAAUUUCUCUUUUCUAUUCAAAGAAAAAGAGAGAAAGAGAGAGAGUCAGUGUCGUGUUGAAAUGUAACACAUAAAAAAAGAAAGAGAGAGAAAGAAAGAUCAACACAAAGAACCUAACUCAUCAAUUCUGUAAUCAAUUUUUGAACAAACAUUUUCCUGUUUAAUCCUGUCUGCUUUUUAUAUUAAUCCUCCAUCUUGAAAAUCAUUUCAUUCAACAUUUACAUUUAUCCAGCCAUCAUAAAGAGGUCUUAUUGAGAUUGAAUCUAUGGCAAAAUCAGUGGUUCGUGGUGAUAGGAAUAAGAUUCAGCGACAACAACUACAACAACAUGAACCAAUAAUCACUAACAAAUUAACUCUCUGUCAACAAUUACCAUUAUUUAACUUAAGUUUACCUUUCCAAUCCAAUCAAUUACUGGCUACCAGUGACUUGCCAAGUUCAUCACCAUUAAUUAGUGCUUAUCAAGCUGAUCAAAUUUUCUCAACGAUCAUAUUGAAUACUAAUUAUCUAAGCAAUACCACCGAUAAAAUUUCAAUUAAUACGACAAUUAAUUACCAUCAUCAACUACUGGACAUUAACUUUAUACGUAUCAUUUACGUUUCAUCAAGAUUUCUAUUUAAUUGUGAUACAUUGUAUCCAAGAUUCUUAUUGUUUAAAGUUUCUAACUCAUUACUAACACGAUUAGUAUUGAAAUUAUUAUGGAAAAUUCAGUUGACGGUGAUACUGAUUGUAGUGAGAAAUGUCCAACUGAUCGAUGUCUUUUAUUGGAUAAACGUGAUAAACAGGCGACAAUUAAUGUACCUGAUGAUGAAGGAGAUGAUGGUGAUGAUGAAGAUGAUGAUGAGGAUGAAAAUGAAAAUGAAAGGAUUAUCAUUGGAAAAUCGAUUAACCAGCAAAAAGAAAGCCGAUCUGUUGUUAUUAUCCCAAACACCAACGGUGAAUUAUAUUCACUUUCAACAACAAACGGAAAUCAUGAUAACCUUACGGUUAAUCAUCAUAAUGAGAUUGAUAACAAAUCGGAACACAAUCAACAUCAACAGGGCAAUAAUCAAAUCAACAGCCUCGAUCAAAUGAACCCAAGUGAAUCGCACAAUCAUUCAGAGAAUGAUCUAAGUGACCUUGUUGCCAAAUCGAAAAGGUUCCCUCGAUUAAAUAAAGAAAAGAAAAUAAGUGACCAAGAUGAAGUUAUUAACAAUAACGAUUCAACCGUUAAUCGUGAUGCUUUGAAUUCAAUGGUAAACUCAUCAUCUUCAUCGCCUAAAUCAUUAGAAACAUGUUUACACCCAAACGGAAUCGUAACUAAUAAUCUAAUCAACAAUAUCCAUCCUCAUACACUCAACAUCAAUAUUAGUAAUCCUGGUAAUCACUUUUACUGUCCAAAUAACAAUAAUUAUCACAAUUAUGGUGCUUGUAAUGGUAAAAGUUUAAAUUCAUCCAAAUGUGUCCGUCGAUUAAUUUCAUCCGAUUCUGGUGGAUCAAAUAAAUCAUCAAGUAAAAGUGGCCGUAAAAGUAGAAGCGGUGGUCCACCACAAUCACCUCCCGAUGGUGGUUGGGGUUGGGUUGUUGUUUUCGCUUCGUUCAUGAUUAGUUUAAUCGCCGAUGGUGUUUCACUUUCAUAUGGUUUCUUUCAAAUGGACCUUUCAGAACAUUUCGGCCAAAGUAAAGGUAAAACUGCCCUGGUUGGAUCACUUUUACUUUCUAUGCCUGCCCUAACCGGGCCAAUCGCUUCAGCUUUAACCGACCGUUAUGGUUGCCGAUCCAUGACCAUUGUUAGUGGCCUUUUAUCUGCGUCUGGUUUCAUUUUGGGCUCAUUUGCACGUAGUCUUGAACAUCUUUUCAUUGCAUUCAGUAUAACCGGUAUUGGCCUAUCACUUUCUUACGUAACAUCAAUCGUUAUCGUAGCCUAUUAUUUUAAUACCAAGCGUUCAUUUGCCACUGGCCUUGCAGUUUGUGGUACAGGUAUUGGUACCUUUCUAUUUGCCCCAUUGACCACUUAUCUUCUUAAAGAAUUUUCUUGGCGAGGAACACUUCUCAUAAUGUCCGGUUUCUUUCUUAACAUAAUUGUUUUUGGUGCCUUGAUGAGAGACAUUAAUGUUUCCGAAGUUGAUUCAAUUAGUGGUCAAGAAUCUGAUUCAGAUGAAGACAGUGUCAUUGAACCUUUAGGUCGUACUUGUAAUAAUACCAUUGGAUGUUCUUGUGGUUUUCAACAGAACAAUUUAAAAAGCGGUUGUGGUGCUAAUAAUUUAAUUUUAAAUGGAUCUCAAUGUUCAACAAUCGAUGUAAAUAAUAGGAACAGUUUUCCUCUUAAUCAAACAUCAUCACCGAAUACAGAAAAAUUUCAUCUUUCUAACAGAUUAUCAGAACAUCAUUACGAUAAAUUAACAUCAAAUAAUAAUAAUAAUGCACCAACCAAAAGUAGUAGUUCAUCAAGUAAACCACUUUCAUCUAUUUGUAUCAAUUCUCAUUGUUCCAGCUCAAUUUUACCUAAUGAUGAGCAAUUAUCUAAUUAUGAGGCUCAUUGUAAGGUAACCAAACUCUUCCACGAACCUGAUCAUCAUAAUCAAUGUAAUCACCAUCAAGUUUAUGCUCAUAAUCAUCAUCAUCAUCAAUGUAAUCAUCAUUUAACAAAUAAUCGUCGUUUCCAACGAUUUCAAUCAUCAUACUCAUCAACCAAACCCAAAAGUGAUCUAAAAAAUUACUCUUCUCUUGUUAACAUUCCUACCUAUAUAACAACGGACAGUUCGGUAUCGAAAGAUGUUCUAGAUGAAAUUUCUGGACGUAAAGAUGGUAACCUUAAUCAACUAUUACAAAAGUAUCCCGAUUUAUUAUCAAACUUAAUCAGUCGAGAUCAAGAAAAGUCACUUUUCCUUUCCUCUGGUGUUAUUGGUCAAAAUGAUUGUAUUGGUAAAGAUCAAGUUAAAGGUCAACCCAUCCCGAUUCCUGAAACAACAACAACAACAACAACAAGCUUCAUCUCUAAGCAUAACAAGAAUGACCAUUCAACGGUCAAUAGUUAUAAAGUAAAUGAUUCGAGUGAAUCAAGGCCACGACGAUUUAGAGGAGUUGGUGGUGACCCUGAAUCGGGAUUAAGUGUACCAACCCGUAAUACUGUGAUUAAUGUUAAUCGGUUGAAAGUUGGAACCGGAAACAAUUUAAUUGGUGGUGUUAAUAUUGGAGGAGGAACUGGAAAAGAUGGGUUUGGAUCUAAAUUACAGCGAGCAAGUUUAACUUAUCGAACUGCCGUUUUUCGUGAUGUACGACGUUAUCGAUUACGUUCAUCUAGUGCCCCUGAUAUUUAUACCAAUUCAAUGGUAACCAUAGCAGAGCGAGAAUCUUUUCUGCAAGAUAUUAAACAAGUGAUCGUUGAUUCGGUUGAUCUUUCGAUAUUUAAGAAUGUUAGAUUUGCGAUCUUUUGUUUCUCCAAUUUACUUCUUCACGGAUGCAUCGACGUGCCCUAUGUCUAUCUACCGGAUCAUGCGAUUUCCUCGGGUAUUUGUGUCAAAGAAAUGGCCUUUUAUUUAAUCUCAGUUCUUGGGAUUGCCAAUACUCUUGGAACAAUCAUCGUUGGAUAUAUCGGUGAUAAACCCUGGUUAAGGCCUUCAACAUGGUAUUCUGGAUUAACUGCUCUCGGGGGCAUUUCAAUGGCGCUAAUCCCAAUGGCUCGCAAUUAUUAUCUUCUUGCCGUGUUAGCCGCUUUCUAUGGGUUCUCUGUGAGCGCCAAUUACACCUUGGUAUCGGUUAUUUUGGUGGAGAUAAUUUCACUUGAUAAGUUCACCAAUGCCUAUGGUUUAAUGUUACUGGUUCAAGGAAUCGGGACAAUGUUGGGACCUCCAAUUGCUGGUUGGUUAUUUGAUAUCUCUGGUGAUUAUGAUACAACUUUCUAUGUGAUUGGUUUGUGCGUCUUAGCCAGUGGAAUUAUCGUUUUCCCUUUGAAUGAAUCUCUAUCUCUUGCUUCUUCUUCAUCAUCUGCAACAUCCUCAUCAUCCUCAUCCUCGAGUAAAGGUUCAUCAAUGACCGAAUCGCCAAGUCGAACCUCUAGUCCUGUGGAAGAUAAAAUAACAGUUCUAAGCUCAAAUAAGACACUUUUUGACAAGGAACCAUUGCCUUGAUCUAUCAUGUCUUUUUUCAUCUCAUGUUCCUCUCUUCCUUUGUCUCUCUUAUUGCCUUCACCUUUCAAGCUAAACAAAUCCUUCGCUUUUUUCAUAAUUCAUUAAUAUUCAUAAACUAUUAUUAUUACUAAUAACACCCAUUCAACUGAUUGGUAAUAAUCAGCUAUUCAAACGAAAGAGUUAACAAAAUUAACUUACAAUUUUGAGAAACUCGAUUAACUAUGAUUACGAUGAAAUUAUUAUUGUAACACCCAAUCGACAUUUCUGUUCACAUCUUCUUAAUCAUCCUCUUCAUUCAUAUUAUUGUAAUUCAAUUACUUAAACUACCAAUCUGAAUGGAAGGUCAAAAAAAAAAUUCUUGACACCAAGUAAACUGAAUAAAAAGUUUUCACUUUAAA
This is a messenger RNA of Panonychus citri (citrus red mite), 5580 nucleotides long. RefSeq lists its product as uncharacterized. The record is from RefSeq and is a predicted model, not a curated record. The transcript has 5 exons. The coding region runs from base 1772 to 5182 and encodes 1136 amino acids. Gene Ontology annotation, molecular function: monocarboxylic acid transmembrane transporter activity. NCBI's taxonomy places the organism in Eukaryota, Metazoa, Arthropoda, Arachnida, Trombidiformes, Tetranychidae. Gene Ontology annotation, biological process: monocarboxylic acid transport; transmembrane transport.